GGGGGAAAAACAAAGAGUCACCAGUGAAAGUUUACUUUCCCACAGCCAUCCCGGGGAUUUGGGGGAAGACAGGGGGGAGAAAACAAGGGAAAGGGUUUGUUACUAUGAAGUUGCAAGGCUGUUCCCCAAAUUUGACAAUUAUUAAACACCCUCUCUGUUAUCAAAAUUCACCCCAGACCCAAGAUUUUUUCCAAACAGUAAAGUCCCCCAAAACCCCAGAAAAAGGGGAGGGGGAUUGGAAAGCAGGAUGUAAACUUUCUAUGCAAACGGCCGACAAGUUUGGCAGUAAAAUCAUUCUAGCAAAUGAUCCUGAUGCAGAUCGGUUGGCAGUUGCGGAAAGGACUGAAAGUGGGUGGCGUGUUUUCACUGGAAAUGAGAUUGGGGCUCUUCUAGGGUGGUGGUGCUGGACAACCUGGAGACAGAAGCAUCCAUCUGCUGAUGUCAGCGAUGCAAACAUGAUGAGUAGUACUGUGUCAUCAAAGAUCUUAGAGGCUCUGGCCAAGAAAGAGGGUUUCAAGUUUAUUGAGACGUUAACUGGAUUCAAGUGGAUGGGAAAUGAAGCUGACAGGCUUCUCAAGAUGAACAAGCAUGUCCUGUUUGCUUUUGAAGAGGCCAUUGGGUUCAUGUGUGGCUCACAGGUUCUGGAUAAGGACGGCAUCGUGGCAGCGGCUGUGGUUGCAGAGUUGGCCAGUUAUGUGUAUUCUUCCUCCAGUUCACUCUCUAAGCAGCUGGAGGUCAUUUAUGAAACGUACGGAUAUCAUGUCAGCCAAUGCUCGUACUUCAUUUGCCAUGAUGAGGAGACUAUCACUGCAAUGUUCAACAGGCUGAGAAAUUUUGAUGGGCCAGGAAAGUACCCCAAAAAGUGUGGCAAGUUUGAAAUUGCCCAUGUGAGGGAUCUGACAGUCGGGUAUGACAGUGAGACAGAAGACAAGAAACCGACACUUCCAACAAGCAAAUCUAGUCAGAUGAUCACUUUCAAGUUUGCCAAUGGUUGUGUGGCAACUUUGAGAACAAGUGGUACAGAGCCAAAGAUUAAGUAUUACACCGAGCAUCGGCCGGAUCCUGAAAAGGGACUGGGGGCUGAAGAAGUCAAAAAAGAACUGGAGCAGAUUGUUGCCAGCAUCGAAGAACAUUUCUACAACAUCAAACUAUUCCCCAAAAUUUUACGAAGGCAGUAA
Messenger RNA from Candidula unifasciata, 1178 nucleotides. Lineage: Eukaryota; Metazoa; Mollusca; Gastropoda; Stylommatophora; Geomitridae. The record is from the annotation of a GenBank genome assembly.